ACCCCUCGUCGGAUCACCGCCCGCCCAUUCGUGGCUCCACAGGAGUCGGCUUCGAAGCGCGCCACGCCUGAUCCUAGAAAUUUGAAAGAGAAGCCCCCACUAUUCAGUGGGUCAUCGUCUUCCCGUGGGACACCCUCUCGAGGAGAGACACUUGGCGCGAGAUCCGUAGAGGUGAAGGUAAAUCCUACGGUCCAUGAUCCGAAGCUUCACCCUGAUGAGGAGAUCGAGUCCUUCUUCAGUCAGUUGUGGGCGAUUCCCUCUUCCUCCCGCUGCCACCCACCUAGGGUUUCUUCUGCGGGUUUUCUGGCCUGGGUCAGGAAGGAUCUGAUUCGUGAGAAGAGGAUCACCAUUGAGCAUUGCUUCCCAGUCCACAGAGCCGAUAGAUUAGACUCUAAGCCAAUUCAACUCAACUUUGUGCGUGAUAUUUGGGGAGGACCAUAUCACAGGGAGUAGUAUGCAGAGGUGGUGAAGAAGAAGCAUAUGGCAGAGGAACGAGGUCACUGGGUAUGGCAACCAGAGCCUCCACCACGACCGGUGCGACCACCACGCCAGGAUCCCCCUGGGCAUCCCCAACCACCACCCCGCCCAGCUCCUCAGCUGCCGCAAGCCCAAGGUGUGAGGCAGCGGACAGGCCCUGCUCCUCCAGGACGUCAACAGCAGGGAGCCCAGCAGGGUUGCCCCCCACAAAGGUUUCAGUGCAAGCCAUAGAAAGUCCAACAGGAGGCAGGUAGUUCUAGAGCUGCUCCACCUAUUAUUGAUGCAAGGUAUCGCUCUCUUACAUGCUUUAAUUGCAGAGAACCGGGUCACUUUGUUGGGAUUUGUGGGAAACCUAAAGUGUGCUUCAUCUGUGCAAUUCCGGGUCAUCAUAUGGAUGCCUGUCCAUGCUGGGCUGAAACCCAUCCUGUUACGAAGUUCUAUUGCAGUGCCAGUCAGGGUCUAGGCUUCUAUCAUGUGGAAGUUUCUGAAUCUAGUCCUAGUCAGUGGCUAAAUCUGUCCAACUGUGGUGUUGUGCAUGUUCUCACUGGUCAAAUUUCUUUGGUUGAGUUGGAAAAGGAAUUGGCAGACAUUUAUUGUAAGGAAUGGCCUUGGCAAAUUAGGGAAUUAGAACCUGGAAGCUUCCUAGUUAGAUUUCCUCCCCAUAGGAAAGUUGUUGAUAUGAAGAAUUACCCCUCAGUUGGUCUGAAAAAACCAGGAGUGCAGAUUGAGAUCUUAGAAUGGGUUGGUGAAUCAGCUCCUAUAAAAGAACUAGAAGAGAUAUGGUUGCAGAUCACGUGAAUACCCCCAAAAUGGUGUGACUGGUCUGUCUUUGCUCAGAUUACUUAAGGAUUUGGUCUUCUCUUGGAUGUAGACUGGCCUACCAUCUUUAAAUCCUUCUGAGAUGGCGAGAGUUAAACUGGCCUGCAGAAACUCCUCCAAGAUGCCCAUGGAAAGAAUGUUUGAAAUGAAGAAGAAGCUACAUGUCAUAUCUUUUGCAGUCGAAGGCGAGCAGCAAAUUAACCAAGGUCAUGGAGGCCCUGAUGAACCUGGUGAUGAGGAUGACAAGGACAAUGAUGAUGAACCUGAUGAUUUAGAUGACCAAAAUGAUAAUUUCAUCAUGGAUACUGAUGUGCAAGCAGUUAAUACCCCAAGAACCCAGAAUACCUCUGCUGGUUCUAAAACAUUUGAUAGUCAGAAAGCUAAAACUGUGCCAUGCUAUCAAAAAAAUCAACAAGAUGUCGACCAAAAAACUCAGUUGGAAUUGGAUAUGACCUGCCUCCAAAAUACCACUCUUGACACCAGUGAGAUCCACACUACACACCCUGAUAUUGAUAUACUGAGUGAUGCUAAUGUUGUACUAGAUGCUAGCCCAAGGAAUGUAGGAGAGUUGACUCAACCUGACCAACAAUCCCAAUGGGAACAACUUAGGAAACUUGCCCAAGACUUCACUGGUCAUGAUUAUUGCAAGAUGCUAAGAGAGAUGGAAAUGGAUGACAACUCUGAGUCAGAUGAGGAGAACUCUGAAGCUUUUGAUAAAAUGCUUCUGAUGAACUCUACCAAGAGAAAUCUGAUUCCUGAAUUGGAGGAAUGCUCCGAGUCUCCCAAACCUGAGAGAGAUGCUUCUUUCACUAAGGUUGCUGCCCAACCACCUAACCAUGUAAAGCCCAAAAAGCAGAAAUGGGGCCUGAACCUUUAUUGGAUCGACCUAGAAGGAAUGCUGGAGAUUACAGGACUGUAAGUCAAAAGGCUAUUGAUCUUCAAAAGUUCAAGAACUUGGAGGUUCCUACUAAGGUCCCAGGGGAAAAGUUGGCUAGGGGAGAAACCACUUGUUAGGAGGAUGGUCAACAUGUUACAGAACUGGCUGAUUCUAUUCUCGGAUGGGGACUUAGAAGCGCUGGACCAAGUCCUGAUGGCUCUAAACAUCAAGCUGAACCAGCCGUUGACCUUGCUGGGCUCACAGAGAUCAAGUUUACCGGAGGUGAUUGCGUCAAGUUUGGCAACAUCUACUGGAAGAUCGACGCCAACAACUCGGGAUGAUGCCUAUACUUGGGCGCCAACUACAACUCCGACCGUCGCUGAUGCCUCUACGGGGGAUCUUAUGCCUUGUGUGCUGAGUACUUCCUCUGUAAUAAGUAGAGUUUGCGCUGAGAACCUUGUAUUCCGUUCCAACAGGAGUAGCUCUGAACUUGAACCUUGACGCUGAACUCUGUGCUUUGUUUCGUUGAAAUAAAGCGGGGAAACCUUUUCUCUAAAAAAUUAACAAAAGAUCAUAAAUGAAUCCAUAAAUCGAGAGGUGUGGAAUUAA
This is a messenger RNA of Panicum virgatum (switchgrass), 2782 nucleotides long. RefSeq lists its product as uncharacterized. The transcript has 2 exons. Lineage: Eukaryota; Viridiplantae; Streptophyta; Magnoliopsida; Poales; Poaceae. The record is from RefSeq and is a predicted model, not a curated record. The coding region runs from base 1379 to 2215 and encodes 278 amino acids.